Messenger RNA from Temnothorax curvispinosus, 3130 nucleotides. Its product is annotated as transmembrane protein 268. Bases 550 to 1980 code for a protein of 476 amino acids. The record is from RefSeq and is a predicted model, not a curated record. The transcript is spliced from 6 exons. NCBI's taxonomy places the organism in Eukaryota, Metazoa, Arthropoda, Insecta, Hymenoptera, Formicidae.
UUGACGCAGGUACUUGAUAAUAAGUUAUCAGGUGUUCGCCGAUAAAGCGCUGGCGCCAUUUCUUUAGGUGUCGACCUGGAUUCCCGUCUCUAAUAUUCUUCCAUUCAAAUUGUAAUUUCAGCAGGUAAUCGGGAAAUUCAGAUUAACGAAAUUAACCAGCUCUACUCCAUCUGCUCUGUAUUUUCACAUUAAUCGCUAUACAUUCAUUUGAGAGCCACACAAUAAUAUCCCUCGACUAAUUCGACGAACGUAAUAGGAUGAACAGGUACAGAAGUACAUGUCAGCAGUACCACAGAGAGAAACGUAUAAUUUCGAAGCGCAUAAUCAGAUGCAAAUAAUCCUGUUAUGUAUUGAUAUGCAGCUCCGACUAGAUACGUAACGAGUGUGUAAUCAGAAUGCAAAUAUAGCUGCAAUCGCAGACACACAGGUGCGACGAUAAUAAACAGACGUGCCCCCGGCGAGAGCCUUCCUUCGGAUUUCAUCCGCUGACAGUCGCGCGGAAAGGGCUCGAGGGCGCUAAAAUUCGUCGCAAAAGUUUCAUAUAUUCUCAUGAGUUCCGAAGAUACAACUGACAAUGCGUCGGCACUGGCGGCAGCAAAUUCCUCUGGCGUGGCCGCGGAGACGAGGACGUGGGUCCAAUUUGAGGAGGAGGCAGAUUCGAAGGUGGCUACCGGCGCCGAGAGAAAAGCCACCAACAGUAGCGCACCCGCCGUGAUAAAGCCCGAGUCAGUUACCGUGCAGGUCGACAAAAUCGGCAAGAGCAUCGACCCGCCUGAUAUUAACGAUAAGAGAACCAAUGAGUAUAGAGGUGCUGUGAUAGCAACCGAAUCCGUCCAGAUUAACUUAGAUAGAUCAGGUUUAAGUCGUUCCAUCACGUCCGAGACGCCGGAUCUCAAGUUGCCGUCCGACGUUCGAGCAUCGACGGAGGCCAAGAGCGCCUCUCUGAAGACCAUCGAUCUGCGGGACGUGUCCAACGGGAGAAACGCGCCGAGCAACGUUAUAAGUACGUCGAUCGGAAACAUCAGACAGGGUUUCGCCAACGGCGACACCAUCGUUACUCUCCUGCCAGUGAAUACUAGGUGGCCGUGGAUCACCCCGGCCAGAUUCAGGCCGGAAUUGGUGCCGGAGGAAUUGAUGGCGCAGGGAUUAACCCUUACAGUGGAAGAUUACGUUCACAUAAUGGAGUUACUUGUGAACGAUGUACGCUUCAAUAUGUAUAACAUUUGCUACAAGAGGAUUCUCGUCCUUUGGAUAUUUACCGCCUUCGUUGUGCUGCUUGGUCUAUUGUUCUCCGGUGUGACUGGCCUCACUUUGUUCGGACUCGGUGUUAUGUGGUUAGUCCUGAAUGCAGCCGCAAUAUUCUUCUGCAUGUUCAUCAAGAUAAAGCUCAAUCACAACCUUGAGAAAUGUAUGGCUCAAGUUAACAAACAUUUAUUAAGGCAUAAAAUAUUGCUGGGAUUGGACGACAGAGGGAAGAUAUCCUGCCAUAAAGUCAACCUGUGUUUUAUAUACUUUGAUACUACAGAUUGCGUUAAAAAGCUACAGGAAGUAAUAGAACGGGAAGAACGCGAAGGUAGAGUAAUUGGUGGCGAUGAUGCAAGCGAUUUAAGUCGACAACGAGAAUUACAACAGCGUAUGGACAUCGAUGACAGUGACAUUGUUAUACAAGGCAGUACCACUACAAGAAUCUCUCGUAAACAGGAACGGGCGGAGUUGCUGUUGCUGAGGUAUGCGUCUCGAUGGGCACGUCACUUCGUGCGACGCAGACUUGAUCUGGUUAUAGACUCGCAGGAACGUGAUAGAGGCGUUACGGGUCUGUCUGUUUCACCGCGCCAUUGUGUCUCCGCCCGUUGCCCUUGUCAAUUCAUUGAGGACCAUCUUAAACACAAGCCGAGAGGGUAUCCACCAGGAUUUACGUGGUGUGCCUACCUUAAUGAACCUGUGAGCCGAUUUGAUAUGGUACCAAGUUUCUCCCAUUAGUUUCCCUUACAGAUCGUGUUGAUAUAAUAUCAUUUCCUUUACAUUUAUAGAGAGCUAUAUAUCAUAAAACAAGACAUACCGUUACAUGUACAAAGAAAGCUAUUUGCGCGUUAAUUUUAAUUGUAUACUUUAAUUGUAUACCUUCGUUGGCGCAUUUUUUUUUAGAAUAGCUAUUUAAGCGAGUUUAUAUUGUUAUCAGAUUUUAUAAACCUAUAUAUUUUUUAUAACUAUAUUCUUUGAUAUCAGCAAUAACUAAUCUGUUUUUGAGCUUCUGAUCAUUUUUUAAAUGUUAUCUUUAAUAUAUUGCUCAAUGGCAUACAGUGUUUUAGUGGUUUAAAUUAUCGGUUAAAACUGCUUGAUCUCUUAUUCGGAAACUAUUCGCAGAAAUAAUGAAAUAAUUUUCUGAAAUAGUUGUGCGCACGAUACAGUAUUAUGAGGUAUAAAUAUCGUUACUCGUACCAAUAUAUUUUUCUUGUAUAUAAUUAAGAAUUAAUAUAAUAUAAUAUCUUUACAUGUGUAAAGAUAGCCGCACAUUUAACAGGCAACACUCGAUAAUCUCUCUCAUUCAAAGAGUUAUAAAAAAAAUUUCAAACGAAGAGUGUGCCGUUUCAUAAGAAAACUAUAAUACGAGCUAUAGAAAACAUUUAAAAAAUAUACAAUAAAAAUGUAUAAUUCUCACCUUUUUUAUCAUGUUAUUCGAUCAAGUAAAACAUACAGUGCAAUUUUUAUCUAAAAUAAUUUUUGAUAACUCUGAAUAACUGAGGACUAUCGUACGGUUCCUUUUAAUUGGGCUAUUUCGCAUAUCUUUAAUACAUAAAGAUAUAAUGUAAGAGUAACCCGUAAGUUUUUACACGCAGGAGGCGAGAGCAAAUCAUAAAUCUUUAUAAAUGUUAUCCAUAAAUGUGAUAAUUAUAAUUAUCGUAGCAUCGUGCUACAAGUAGUGCUAGACGUUAAGUUGUUAUUGUGCCUUGUCAUAAAUUUCGUUGAAAUUGUUCUAUGAAAUACGAACCAUUUAAUAGCGUAUCAAUCUGUGUAACCAUAUACUGUUCAGUGUACCAAUACGUAUGAGCGUACGCAAACGCGUAUCAGUGUUAAGAACAUAAGAAGAUUAUUGACAAAGAUUUUAUCAUUAAAUAUUUAUUAUACACGA